UCCGGUAAAUCGGGUGAGCUCGCGAAGAAAAUCGGGAAUUACGUUUAAUUUACGGAGUAGAUUGUAAAAAAUAUCAGUUGAAUAGCAAACAAACGGAGUGCUACAGCGUUUACCAACAAAUGCAUCCUACAUUGUUGACUGGCAAGUAAUUUCCGACGAAAAGAUGAACGUAAAUCCAGAUGCCGGUGGUACUGGGCAGGCCAAAAUUCGAUGUUUUUUCGACAUAACUCUCGGUGGCCUUCCGGCUGGCCGUAUUGUGUUCGAACUUCAUCCGGAUCUUGCGCCCAAAACUUGUGAAAACUUCCGCUCACUAUGUACUGGUGAGAAAGGCAUCGGACAGAAAACCUGCAAACCACUGUACUACAAGGGAAUAAUUUUUCAUCGAGUUGUUAAGGAUUUUAUGAUUCAAUCGGGAGACUUUUCCAACGGCAAUGGUACUGGAGGUGAAUCAAUUUACGGCGGCACGUUCGAUGAUGAAGCUUUUACGCUAAAGCAUGAUAAACCGUUCUUGCUUUCCAUGGCAAAUCGUGGAAAGAAUACAAACGGUUCGCAGUUUUUUAUUACAACGCAACCUGCACCCCAUCUUGAUAACGUUCAUGUAGUGUUCGGACACGUAGUUUCCGGUCAUGAUUUAGUACGGCAGUUGGAACAACUGCCAGUCGAUAGAAACUCUCGUCCUCUGCAGGACGCCGUCGUUGCCAACUGUGGCGAGUUGGUACGUCAGGUCAAAGAAAAAAAAGAAAAGAAGAAAAAGAAAUCAAAAUCCAGUUCCAGCGAUGAUUCGGAAGUAGAAGGAUCCAAGAAGCGCAAGAAGGAAAAAAAGAAAAAGAAGGACAAAAAGUCAAAAGGCGAGAAAGAGGAUAAAAAUGGAAAUAAUCUCGAAGAAGGUGAACUGAAGGAAGAAGCUGAAGUGCACCCACUGACAACGGUGACCAAGAUAGAUCCAAAUGAGAUACCCGAGGUGUCAAACAAAUAUCUAAUGCGUGGAGAUGGCAGAAAGCGACAAAAUGAGGAGAAAAGUGAUGAGGACGAAGAUGACGACAGAGAUCGUGGAAGAAGACGAGAACGAGAUAGGUCACGGGAGCAGCGAGGAUUUGGAUGGUCUAAGAGACGGGUACCGAUUUCGAAGAGCGGGCGUGUAAUCAAAGGGCGCGGAAAUUUCCGCUACCGCACCCCAUCGCGCUCCCGGUCAAGAUCGCGCAGUUUAACUCCCAUUCACUGGAAGAUUGCUCAGAAACGCACGAUUAAGAUGACGGAUUUGGAGAAAAUGGAAGACGAAAAGCGUCAACGUGAAGGCGAGAUCAAACGACGUGAAUCUGAACGGAAGAAACGCCACGAAGAAAUGGCUAAGGAUGCUUCCAAGAAAUCAUUUUUCGAGUUAAAUCAGGAGAAGGACCAACAGUCACACACCCAUGACGAGCAAAGCGAUAAUAACGAUGGAAAGAAAAACGAACCAGACAAACCAAUCGAUAUGAACGCACUGGAUUAUGAAGAUCAGGGAACGUAUUCUGACGAUGAAGCAGCGAAGAAUCCUCGCAAUGAAACGAUUGCCAGAGCUUUUGGUUUGGAAACCAAGAAACCGAUCGAAAGCGAACCAGCAGACAAUUUAAAGGUUCCUCCAGAAAAUAAAAACGAGAAUAAUAAUAAGAAUAUCAGCAGGCAAGAUGAAACUCCGGAGAGGAAUCGGGAGCUUAAAAAAGAUAGAUCUCGUGAGAACCGACGAGAUGAUCGAAAACGAGAUAGCUCCAGAAGUCGCUCAAGAGAUCGUACACGAGUCGUUUCUAGAAGCCGUUCGAAAGAACGACGCCGAUCCUACAGAGAUCGUUCGCCAGUGCCAUAUCGUAGAGGUGGAGGACGACCGUUUGUCGGCCGUUGGCAACAAAGACGUGGAUUCUUCUCUCCUCGUGGAAGAGGAGGAGGAGGUGGAGGAUUUGGAGGGGGACGCUUUGAUCGUAAUCGCCGUUCACGUAGUCUUGAACACAGGCGCUCAUCGGGUCGUUACCGACGAGAUCGUUCACGAUCAAGAAGCUAUGAUCGCAGAAGCAGAAGUCGAUCUGAUUCUCGUCGCCGUGACAGACGACACAGCAGCGAUUCUCGCUCACGAUCACGCUCAAGGAAAUCUGACAAAAAAUCAUCCCCAGAACCGCAACGCAAAAAGACGCCUGAAGCCACCGUUCCGGUGGUCAAGCAAGAGCCGACCGAAGAAGAAAAAGCUCGCUUGCAGAAAGAGAAAAUGCUCAAACGUGCUGAAACUCUUUUGCUGCUUAAAAAUCACAUGGAAAAGGAAAUCGAGGAGCAGCAACGUAAGGCUCGCGAGAAGCAGAAACAAAAGGAGGAAAAGGAAAAACUAGAAGCAGCCCUCGAAAUCGCGCAGCUUGAAAAGCUCAAGAAGGAAACAAUUGAAAAAUUACAAGCUCACGACAGCAUGAAGCUCGUAGCAGCACACAAGAUUCUCGAAACAGUCGUUUCGACGGUAAAAGCCAAAGGCUCCAGCGGCACAAGCAAGAAAAAGCAACGGCGCAGGAGCACCUCUUCAAGCUCGUCAUCUUCGUCGUCCAGUUCAUCCGGUGGCGAUAGAUCAUCGCGCAAGAAGAAACGCGAUAAGAAGAAGAAACCACGUCGCCGUUCGUCAUCAUCUUCAUCGACAUCUUCUUCGGAUUAAACCACCGAAGAAUCAGGUAGACACAUUUUCUGCAAUCUUUUCACUUACCUUUGAGUGUCCCAGGUAGCAUUUAGUAAGCCGGAUGUUGCCACUAAUCCGUGGCAUGGGUUAAUUUCAAACAUUCUCACUGUCCUUAUUCAUCACCCUAAUGAAAAACUAGAUGAACUAUAAAGUUUUGAAUACGGUAAAAAA
Ochlerotatus camptorhynchus is the source of this 2854-nucleotide messenger RNA. RefSeq names its product Moca-cyp (gene Moca-cyp). The record is from RefSeq and is a predicted model, not a curated record. Lineage: Eukaryota; Metazoa; Arthropoda; Insecta; Diptera; Culicidae. Gene Ontology annotation, biological process: protein peptidyl-prolyl isomerization. The coding region runs from base 164 to 2662 and encodes 832 amino acids. Gene Ontology annotation, molecular function: peptidyl-prolyl cis-trans isomerase activity. The transcript is spliced from 10 exons.